CCGAAUAAAACCUCGAUUUUCUCUAAGAAGCCGGGGAAGCAGCUUAAACGUAAGAACGGAGAAGCCAUCACCAAAGGAAACGAAUUCCCCAUUUCCCUCUUAUCAACAGACACUCUUUCUCAGAUCUCCCCUUUCAACUCCAGUUUCUUCAAGAGCCAUUAGCCAAUUUUUUAGCUUCUGUAGAUACAUACAACGCGUUUCGCACAGCCCAAAAUAGAGUGUAUGAUGGGUAACAGAAACAGAGCAGAAACUGAAAUAGAGGCUUGUUUAAAUGAAGCCUUGUUGUUUGCUACCAUCUGUAUAAUUGGGAUGCCCGUUGAUGUGCAUGUCAGGGAUGGCUCUGUCUAUUCUGGAACUUUCCACACUGCCUCUGUUGACAAGGAGUAUGGUAUUGUUCUAAAGGAAGCAAAAUUGACCAAGAAGGGCAAAUGUGAUGCAAAUGUGGCCAACGGGAAUGUGAUUGAAACUCUUGUAAUUCUUUCAGGUGACCUUGUCCAAGUUGUAGCCAAGGGAGUUUUAUUCCCAGCAGAUGGUUUCAUGGGAAAUAUAGCUAGUGAUAAUGUAGAAGCUGCUGUAGUCAAUGUUCCUUCUUCUGAGAUUUUAAUGAGUGGGGCAAAGGAAUCUAACAAGUCGACCACAGAUAAGAAGAAAGUAAAUGAAAACAGGAACAACAGUGCUAAUGGUUUCAUGCCAACAAAAACUGGAAAGGAGCAUGAAGAGGUGGAAGUUUUAGCGAAUCAUGCAGCAACUGCCACAGAAAUUGAACCUGGAAAGAGAGAAAGGAUUAAUAUUUCAAAAAUUGAAGGAGCUUUUGAUUCUGCAGUUAUUGGAAGACAGAUAGGAGAUAACUGGUCAAAAGGCGAGGAGAAUCAUCACAAACAGUUUGAACUUCAAAAGGAGAAGAGUGAUAAUGAAGUUCAAAGCUCAAGUUCAAUCUCCAAUUUAUCCCUUUCAGAAACCAAGGUCGUUGGGGAAGGGCAAAAAAUGACAAAGCUGUUACCUAAUGGUGUAUCUUGUGAUACAACAUCUGCACUUGUUAAACCAGACAAUCAAUGCCAUGGAAGGCCCACUUCUGCUGGUGCCAUUUGUUCCAGUGUUUCAACUGUUUCCAAUACACUGAUUGAUGUAGCCUCAGAAUCAUGUUCUGGUUCAUUACAUUCUUCAGCUGAUGUGGUCUCUCCACAGAGUUCAGAAUCCUCUAAAAGCUCUAAGGAAUUCAAGCUCAAUCCAGGAGCAAAAAUCUUUUGUCCAUCUUUUGCAACUCCAAUAUCAGUCAGUACAGCAGUGCCAGGAGUUGCAAGCAUGUCUUAUGUACCAAGCAACUCUCCCAUGGUACCCAUUGCUGCUGCUCAGCCAGAAGUUGGAAUCAGCCCUUUUAUACGGCCUUCUGUCCCUGCUAAGUUUGCUUCAUACACUAAUUUGACAGCUGUAAAUGGUGGCAAUGAUCUUCAAUUUUCACCACCUAUUAUGGGGAACAGGACACUGCCUAGAUAUAGUGGUCAAUAUCCUGCUGUUCAGACUGCACCAACAUAUGUGCCUCCAAAUUCUCAAGCUGUUAUGGUUGGACGACUUGGGCAGCUUGUCUAUGUGCAGCCAGUUCCUCAUGAUUUGGUUCAGAGUGGAGCAACUAUCGCACCUGUAUCUGCACGUCCUCUGUUGACUCAACAUCAGGUCCAAUAUCCUAAGCACCAAGGGUGUAUAACAGGCCAGGCCUUGCAACUGUGUGCGCCCCCACCAUUUGUAGCUGGUGGGCAGCAGCCAUAUGCAAUCCCAAGCCACAUUCCGCUUUUGCAACCUCCUAUACCUGCUAACAGGCCCCUUCCAGUUCCAGGAGCUAAUCCUUUCUUCGGCACCAAGUUUCCAUAAAUAUAUUCCACUGGUAUAAUGAAUCCAUGAUUCGUUUUCAUGAAUGAUAAAAUUUUGGUUCAUAGUUUCUUGAAGAGCAUCUAGUGUAGAGGUGCUUAAUUUUUGUUCCCCGUAUACAGGUUAAUUUCAUUCUAUAUGGGAUUGUUAAUAUAGGUCUUAUAGGGCUGAUUUCUUUUUUCUUUCUUUAUUGGGGGGAUUUUGGGGGGGGGGAGGGGUUGUUUGGUAAUGGUGGAAGGUUGAAAGGGGAGACUUGAGAAUUUUGGAGAAGUAAGAUGUACAAUAUAUCAGACAUAACAGCAACAAUGGUUUCAUACACAGGUCAUUUUGGAAAAUUCUUUUCAUCUUGCCAUAACUAUCCUCGUUUUUGCUGGGCAAGAUGUGAAUAAAAGUUGGCUUUUUCCUUAGCA
Molecule: messenger RNA, 2273 nt
Organism: Manihot esculenta (cassava)
Lineage: Eukaryota; Viridiplantae; Streptophyta; Magnoliopsida; Malpighiales; Euphorbiaceae
Exons: 13
Coding region: 223-1866 (547 amino acids)
Biological process (GO): cytoplasmic stress granule assembly
Cellular component (GO): cytoplasmic stress granule
Molecular function (GO): RNA binding
Source: RefSeq, a predicted model, not a curated record